Molecule: messenger RNA, 2423 nt
Organism: Rhizophagus irregularis DAOM 181602=DAOM 197198
Lineage: Eukaryota; Fungi; Glomeromycota; Glomeromycetes; Glomerales; Glomeraceae
Source: RefSeq, a predicted model, not a curated record
AAAGAACGAACCAAGACGAAAAGAAAAAAAUUUUUUUUUUUAAAAAUAAAAAAAAAGAAUUCCCACACACAUAACAAAUACGUUUCUCCUUUUUAAUUCAAAAGAAUUUAUUUCAAUCUUUCUUUAGUAAUUAAUCUGUAAUCCUUUAUUUUUAAUCCUUUUUAAAUUCGCUCUUAAAUUCAUCCUUAUUUUGUGUGUAUUUCUUUUUUUUUUUUACGAAUUAUAAAUGUCCCCAGACAAUUUAUUAACGAGCAAAGAAGAUAGAAGACCUCUUAUUAUAAAGGAAGAUAUUGAUUUUGAAUCUCACUCAAAUUCUUCAGUAGAAAAUUUUAAUUUUAUGGAACAAUCAAAUUCUUCCACUGCAAAUCCUUUCGCCUCAUUUGAUGAGGUAUUUUGUCAUAAUAAUAAACCUUCACCUUCAAGAAAUAAGAGACCAAAAUAUUAUCAAAGUGUGGGCGAAUUACUUUGGCAAAAUGGUCAAAUGUAUAGUGAUGUUAGAUUAACUUUUGAAGAUCGUGGAGUAUUGGCUUCAAGUGCUGGAAUACCUUCAGAGUUACGUUUACAUUCUCUCGUAUUAUAUCAAUCUCAAUUUUUUAAAGAUCAACUUUCCGUAACUUCGGCCGCUGUACCUACUUCUCCUAAUUCAAAUAUAAUUAAAGAAAAACAAAUUAUUGUUAGAUUACCUUCUCAUGUCAUUGAAGAAGAUAUGAUAAAUUUUCAUUGUACUUUAAAAUUAAUGUAUACAAAAAAUUGGGAUAAUGAAUUGGCAAAUAAUUUAACAAAAGGUGUAGGUUGUUUAUCUGUAUGUUGUGAGAUAGGUUUUUAUGAAGGUAUUGAAGCUUGUUGGAAAUGGUUGGUAAAAAAAUGUAAUCGUGAUAAUAAUAAGGAAAUGAUGAAAAGAUUAAUUGAGGCUUAUCCAAAUUUACAUGAAAAAUUUACUGAUCCUGAUGAUAAAAUUCUUUUAAAUUCAAAUAAUUCAAAUUCAAAUUCAAAUUCAAAUUCUUUUUCUUAUUUGGAUAUUCCUUCCCAAAAAUCUACUACUAAAUCAAAAAGAACUCCUCCAAUUUCACGUCGUACUUCUCGUCGUAGAUCUCGUAGAAGAACUAAUUCAAAUGGUAGUGGUAGUUUUUCUAAACAACCAAUUUCUCCUCUUCACAAAUUUAAUCGUAGUGAUACUUCAAUUUCUUCUGAUUCUUCCGCUUCUCCUCGUUUACGUUAUGAAAAUGAAUCUACUUACUCUCCUCCUUCAAUAUCUUUACCUUCUCCUCCUCAUUCAAAUUCUGAAAAUUCCCCUAUAACUUCUAAUUUCCCUUCUAUACCUUCAAUUUCUCCUCCUUCAAUAUUUAGUAAUUCUCGUAUACUUAAUAAUUGGAUUUCAAAUUUUGAAUCUUAUGCUAUAUCAUCAAAACGUGCUUGUUCUAAAAUGUUACCAGAUUCAAGACAAGAUAGUAAAUGUUUUCCUUUCCUUGAACAUUUCGUUUCAGUUUUUGAAUCUAUUAAUCAAUUAGGUAGAGCAAAACGUAUAACUUCUCCUGAAGCUCUUGAUUACACUUUACGUAUGUUAAAUGUUAUCAAGAUUGAACAUGCUCAUUUUCAUACUUUACAUAUGAACAAACGAUUAAAAUCUCCCUCAUCUCCCUCAUCUCCCUCAUCUCCUUCAUCAAAAUCACAUCCAAAUUCACCUCGUCCGACUUCACCAAAUCCUCUUACACCUACAUCACCAUCAUCAUCUUUACCACCUUUACCAUCGAUACCACCUUUAUUACCAAAUACCAAUAAUUCACCUCCAAUAGUACUUCAUGAAUCAUUGGAUGAACCUAUAUCACAAAUAGCGAAAAAUAUUUUGGCUCCAAUAGAACAAAAACAUUUAUGUGAUUAUUUAUGGGCACCUUCAAAUAUUUCAAAUUUAAUGCAUUUAAGAGAGAUAAGGAGUGAUGAUGAUGAUGUUAUGGAAGAAGAUGAAUUUGAAGGUUACGAUCAAGUCAUGGGUGAAAUAAGUUUGGUAAAAGCUUCACGUGUAAGUAAAGUUGAACAUAUGGUUGUUGGUGAAAAAAUGGCUAAACUUAUAAGAGAUAUUCGUUCGAGUAUAUCAAAUAUUCGAUCAUCAUGAAAUUAAAAAAAGGGAAUUAUUUCAUGAAAAGACUUUUAUAAUAUUUUAUUUGGGUGGGAAACUUAAUUGGACUUUGGUUUCAUUCAUUUUUUACUUUUUAAAAAAAAAGUGUUUUUUUUUGGGACUUUAAUCACUUCCUUUCAUUUUAAUUUCAUCAUUAAUUCUUUUAAAAAAAAAAAAUCUCCCAUUUUUUAAAACACUUACUAAUUUGUUGUAUACAUACACUCACUUGUUUAUAGUAUCUUUAGAUUUAUUUAUAAUUUAUCAUUUUAAUUUUAUCUUAAUUUACAAAAAAUUUUGUUAUAUACUUGCA